Trypanosoma cruzi is the source of this 735-nucleotide messenger RNA. RefSeq lists its product as uncharacterized. The record is from RefSeq and is a predicted model, not a curated record. Bases 1 to 735 code for a protein of 244 amino acids. NCBI's taxonomy places the organism in Eukaryota, Euglenozoa, Kinetoplastea, Trypanosomatida, Trypanosomatidae. The transcript has a single exon.
AUGGCAAUGGAUAGCGCGGAACUCUCUCAACGGGACACGGCGGUGUUGGGUGGUGGACUUUUUACACCUGCGGAGGGCAUGUGCACAAUUCUCGGGCCGCUUGAGGCUGGGGAAACAUACGCGCGUGAAAUCCUGCGGAGGCAGUGGUUCCGUGGUUUUUCUGCGCUUAAAGCAAAGUCAGAUUUGGAGGAGGCUGGGAUGGCGAUGUUGAGGAAACACGGACUGGGCGCGGAGGACCCGCAGGAGAGCGAUGGAGCGAAUGAACAGGAGGGGGAGGAGGAAGAAGAAGAGCUGCACCAGCGGCAGCGACACGUAGGAAUGGCGGCAGAGAGGUAUAAACAGGAACGAAAACGAGGAGAGUUGCUCUACGAAGAACGCAAGGAGCGACAGGAGAUGGAGUGGGAGGAAUUUGAAGGCAUCUCCGGGCUACAGCUGCAGAUGGAGGAGAAUUUGAGUCGUCUGGCGCAGGAGGAGGAAUCCAUGGCAAUGCUGCAGCUUAUCCACGAUGUGAUGAAGCCAAGAUUUCGUCAGCGAUACAUCUUUGCGUGGGGGAUUGUCACAGCUGUGGCGCAUCCACCCCCAUGGAGCGAGUUGGAUCGCAUCCGAUGCAGCCAACGCCACAAACCCGUCUACAUGCGUUUCCCACCGCUCACGUGCCAAAUUCCCAUUGAACCGAAUCCAUUCUGGAAUUCAUUGGAGUCCUACACUGAGCCCGCCGGUUUGAUUCGGAUGUGA